Molecule: messenger RNA, 2495 nt
Organism: Falco peregrinus (peregrine falcon)
Lineage: Eukaryota; Metazoa; Chordata; Aves; Falconiformes; Falconidae
Gene: ABCD4
Product: ATP binding cassette subfamily D member 4
Exons: 19
Coding region: 55-1917 (620 amino acids)
Biological process (GO): peroxisome organization; long-chain fatty acid import into peroxisome; very long-chain fatty acid catabolic process
Cellular component (GO): peroxisomal membrane
Molecular function (GO): ATP binding; ABC-type transporter activity; ATP hydrolysis activity
Source: RefSeq, a predicted model, not a curated record
GCGCCCGCGGGGGCGGGGCCUUCCCCGGGAGGGCGCGGCCGUGGCCGCGCGGUGAUGGCGGGAGGCAGCGGCAGGAUGAGGGGCGCCGGGGCCGGCGGCCGGCCCGGGCCGCGGCUGGACGGGCUGCUGGUGCGGCGGUUCGUGGCGCUGCAGGCCGUGCUGUUCCCCGGCUGGCCUUCCCCGAGCGCCCUGAUGUUCCUGACGCUGCUCGGGGUCGCCUUGCUGGAGCAGCUGGUCAUUUACCGGGUCGGCGUCAUCCCCAGCCAGUACUAUGAGGUCCUGGGGAACAAGGACUUCUCCGGGUUCAAAUGGCUGACUGCGCUUGCCCUGGCUCUGAUCGUAGUGAACUCCACGCUGAAAAGCUUCGACCAGUUUAUCUGCAACAUGAUGUACCUGAACUGGAGGAAAUCCCUCACCGAAUACCUCCACAGCUGCUACUUCCAAGGGCAGGUCUACUACAGCCUGCACGUGCUGCGUGAAGACAUCGAUAAUCCGGACCAGCGCAUCAGCCAGGAUGUGGAGAGGUUCUGCAGGCAGCUCAGCUCCAUGGCCAGCAAGCUCAUCAUCUCACCCUUCACACUGGCCUACUACACAUACCAGUGUUUCCACAGCACAGGCUGGCUAGGCCUGGUGAGCAUCUUUGGGUAUUUCAUCAUUGGGACGAUCGUCAACAAGGUAUUGAUGAGCCCAAUUGUGUCUAAACUUGUGCAGCAGGAAAAACUGGAGGGGGAUUUCAGGUUCAAGCACAUGCAGAUUCGUGUCAACGCGGAACCAGCUGCUUUCUACAGGGCUGGGCGAGUGGAGCACAUGCGCACGAACUGGAGGCUGCAGAGCUUGCUGCGGAUGCAGAGGGAGCUGAUAGGCAAGGAGCUGUGGCUAUACAUUGGGAUCAACACCUUUGACUACUUGGGCAGCAUCCUGAGCUAUGUGGUCAUCGCCAUUCCCAUCUUUUCCGGGGUUUACGGUGACCUGAGUCCAACAGAGCUCAGCGCCCUCGUCAGCAAGAAUGCCUUUGUUUCCAUCUACCUCAUCAGCUGCUUCAGCCAGCUCAUAGAUCUCUCCAGCACUGUGACCGACGUAGCUGGCUACACACACAGGAUUGGUGAACUGCAGGAGACCUUGCUGAGCCUUGGCAGAAAAAAAAAUGAUAACUACUCAGAAGCCAAAGCAAGCUGGGAUUUGGAUGGCAGCAGUUCUGGGGAGGACCCAGUGCCAAGGGACACAGCGUUCCUUCUGGAGCAAGUGACACUUUCGGUGCCAUCCUCUGGCAAGCUGCUUAUCAAGGACUUGAGCCUCAGGAUCUCACAAGGAAACAGUAUGAUGAUUGUGGGGAACACUGGCACAGGAAAGACAUCUCUCCUGAGGGUCCUUGGGGGACUCUGGGAGAGCACACGGGGGAGCAUCAAGAUGCUGACCUGCUUUGGCCCACGGGGAGUUGUGUUCCUGCCGCAGCGGCCCUUCUUCACUGACGGAAGCCUGCGCGAACAGGUGAUCUACCCCCUGAAGGAGAUCUAUCCAGUUUCAGGGUCUGCAGAUGAUGAGAGAAUUGUGCGAUUCCUGGAGCUGGCUGGACUGACUGAUUUGCUGGCGAGGGCCGGAGGACUGGAUGAGCAGGUGGACUGGAACUGGUAUGACAUCCUGUCCCCAGGGGAGAUGCAGAGGCUCUCGUUUGCACGGCUCUUCUACCUCCAGCCAAAAUAUGCGGUGCUAGAUGAAGCCACCAGCGCUCUGACAGAAGAGGUGGAGCAUGAACUGUACCAUGUGUGCCUUCAGCUGGGCAUGACGCUGAUCAGUGUGGGACACAGGCCCAGCCUGGAAAAGUUCCACACCUGGAUUUUGAAACUUCAUGGGGAGGGAAGAUGGGAGCUCACUCGAUGUGAGAAGAUGAAGCGGCUCCCAGCUGGGGACAGAUGCUGAAAAAAACCAUGCUCUCAUCCAGCAGAACCUGCACAUGCAUGGGAGAGCUCUGAACAGCAGGCAUGGAGCUGCUGAGCCAGCAGCUGUCGACAAGGGAUUUACCCAGCACAAGACUGGUUCUGGAUUUUGCUGGUGGACAAGAGUCAAGUCUGAACUCAUGGUGUGGGGUUCUGCUAGGAGCAGAUGCAUCUAUGCCACCCUUCUCCCAGCCUCUCUGCCUCUCAUGGGGGGAAGAGCUGAGAUGCUAGGCUGCCCAAAGAGAAGAUGCUGUCUUGUGGGGCUGGUAGAGGCAAUGACCAGAGGAACCUCCACUUGUCCAGGAUGCAGUGGUGUGAGGCUAGGAUGCAGCCUCCUGUUCUGCCCUCUGUGCCUUGCUGGGAACCUCUGUAUCUUUGGUACACAGCUCUGCAGAACAGACUUCCGUACCUGUGGCUCUUUGAGGGUUGUGUUCCCCAUGCACAGUAAGGGAAAGAGAAUGCUGACACAAAGAAGGGGCAUGUUUCUGCUGUCCUUAUGACACAAGGUUACUGGUCAAGGGAACACUUUUGUAGUAAAAUCCAGGGCCUGUUUUCCAUUGA